UUGCCUGGAGUGUUAUUUUAAGAAAGCAGAAACACCUUCAUUUGCACACUUGGAGUUCACAAAUCUUACCCCUGACUUCGUGGCUCCAGUUUUUCAAAAGAAGUGAAGCCAAGAUGAAGAGCCAUAUGCUUUUCUGGGGAGUCCUGGCCAUUUUUGUUAAGGCUGUUCUUGUGACAGCCCAAGAUGAAGAUGAAAGGACUGUCCUUGCGGACAAUAAAUGUCAGUGUGCACGGGUUACUUCCAGGGUCACCCGUUCCUCUGAAAACCCUAAUGAAGACAUCGUGGAGAGAAGCAUCCGGAUAAUUGUUCCUCUGAACAGCAGGGAAAAUAUCUCUGAUCCCACCUCACCGCGGAGAACCAAUUUUGUAUACCAUUUGUCUGACCUCUGUAAAAAAUGCGAUCCCGUAGAAGUGGAGCUGGAUAAUCAGGUAGUUACUGCCACACAGAGCAAUCUCUGUGAGGAAGACAGCGUGCCGGAGACCUGCUACACUUACGACAGGAACAAGUGCUACACAACUGUGGUCCCGCUUACAUAUGGCAGCGAGACCAAGCUGGUGAAAGCGGCCUUAACCCCUGACUCCUGCUAUACUGAUUAGUCCCAGUCUCGGCUGCUUAAGCAGCUGUCUUGAGAGGCUCUCCAUUUUGUCUAGAAAGUUAGUGUUUUCACUGCCAUUGAAUUUUAAGCCAAAUUUUAAAAUUUUUAGACAAUGCAAGACAAACUUCCUUAUAAAAAUUUAAAGUUUUUACUUUAUUAGGUAAUUACUUCUCAAACCUAAGUAUUAAAAUUGGUCAAUUAUGCUUGUCAAGAGGGAUAUACUACCUUAAGAUCAUAGAUUUUAGCAUUUUAAAAAAGACAAGGAAAUAAAACUAAA
Molecule: messenger RNA, 872 nt
Organism: Octodon degus (degu)
Lineage: Eukaryota; Metazoa; Chordata; Mammalia; Rodentia; Octodontidae
Gene: Jchain
Product: joining chain of multimeric IgA and IgM
Exons: 4
Coding region: 114-596 (160 amino acids)
Biological process (GO): humoral immune response
Cellular component (GO): pentameric IgM immunoglobulin complex
Molecular function (GO): immunoglobulin receptor binding
Source: RefSeq, a predicted model, not a curated record